AUGGUGUUGUUCCAAGACGGGAUGGUGUUGUUCCAAGAUGGGAUGGUGUUGUUCCAAGACGGGAUGGUGCUGUUCCAUGACGGGAUGGUGCUGUUCCAAGACGGGAUGGUGCUAUUCCAAGAUGGAUCGGUGUUGUUCCAAGACGGGAUUGUGCUAUUCCAUGAUGGAUUGGUAUUAUUCGGAUUGGUGUUGUUCCAAGAUGGAUCGGUGUUGUUCCAAGACGGGAUGGUGCUAUUCCAAGAUGGAUUGGUAUUAUUCGGAUUGGUGUUGUUCCAUGAUGGAUCGGUGUUGUUCCAAGACGGGAUGGUGCUAUUCCAAGAUGGAUUGGUAUUAUUCGGAUUGGUGUUGUUCCAAGAUGGGAUGGUGUUGUUCCAUGACGGGGUGGUGCUGUUCCAAGACGGGAUUGUGCUAUUCCAAGAUGGAUUGGUAUUAUUCGGAUUGGUGUUGUUCCAUGACGGAAUAGUGCUAUUCCAAGAUGGAUUGGUGCUGUUCCAGGAUGGAUAG
This is a messenger RNA of Lottia gigantea (owl limpet), 504 nucleotides long. RefSeq lists its product as hypothetical. NCBI's taxonomy places the organism in Eukaryota, Metazoa, Mollusca, Gastropoda, Lottiidae. The transcript has a single exon. The record is from RefSeq and is a predicted model, not a curated record. The coding region runs from base 1 to 504 and encodes 167 amino acids.